This is a messenger RNA of Nilaparvata lugens (brown planthopper), 751 nucleotides long. RefSeq lists its product as uncharacterized. Bases 116 to 751 code for a protein of 211 amino acids. Lineage: Eukaryota; Metazoa; Arthropoda; Insecta; Hemiptera; Delphacidae. The transcript is spliced from 4 exons. The record is from RefSeq and is a predicted model, not a curated record.
CUCGUUUGAGGUUAUGUGGUUAUACUCUUAUACCGUUUGGCUUUUACAGUUUUGUUUUUAGGUUAUAUAACCAAAACAGGUUUGCCGGCUCAGUAGAUUUUAUUGUGUUGAAAAGAUGGAAAGAAUGAAGAUCUAUAGACCUCUCAAAGCUCCUCCAAGACCUGAAAGUAUCAAAAUACUGUCACCUUUUGGAGAGAAACUUCUCAUGAUGUUACAAGAAAAUAGGAUUCAAGACAAUACAAGACAUUAUUUUGGAAAUCAUUCUCAGACCAACACUUGUCGAAGAUUCGGUGAUGAAGAUAUCAUGCAGCAACUGGAAAGAUGGGACGGUGAUGGAAAAGCAAUGACCUUUCCAAGUAGUCUAGAUUCACCAUCAUCUAUUGCCUCAUUUUUGAAACCAAUGGUGGCGAAAACUAGGGUCAACCUACAAAUGAAAUCUACUCCCACAUCGAAUUCUACUGUUAGACCCAAUUCUACUGAUAAAAAUGCAGGUUACAAUUUGUUGCAACGACAACCACCGAUUUCUACUGCCAGUAAUGAUUCUACUGUCGGUAAUUCUAGUGAUACAAUUUCAAUCUACAAUGUCGCUCACCAAUCUAGUUCUGCGCAGAAUCAAAUCGCUGUGAAAAGACCUUCGAUUUUCGCUGAAGAAUUGGGAAAUGCAAGGAAGACUCCUAAAUUUCAAGUUCCUUUGCGUCAAACUCAACCAAAAUGCUACCUCUACCACAUAGCCGUAGACCUAGAGGUAUAG